Molecule: messenger RNA, 2576 nt
Organism: Salvia miltiorrhiza (redroot sage)
Lineage: Eukaryota; Viridiplantae; Streptophyta; Magnoliopsida; Lamiales; Lamiaceae
Product: protein OCTOPUS-like
Exons: 2
Coding region: 137-2116 (659 amino acids)
Cellular component (GO): plasma membrane
Source: RefSeq, a predicted model, not a curated record
UCUUCUUCUUUAAUUCCUGUCUCCUCCUAUACUCUCUCUCUCUCUCACACACACACACCACACACAGUGACCAAUGAAGCUACAUUGCGGAGCGCAAUGGUGUUAGUACCAUGAACAGGGGAAGGGACGGGUACACAUGCUUCCAACGGUUAUGAAUCAUCCCACUUCCACAGACCCAACAGCUCCGCCUCCGCCGCCGCCGCCGCGAUCCUCCUUCAGCUGCGACCGCCACCCUACCGAGCAGUUCACCGGCUUCUGCCCCUCCUGUCUCUGCGAGCGCCUCACCACGCUAGAUAACUCCUCCUCCAACACCCCCUCCUCCUCCCGCCGCCCGUCUUCUGCUUCCGCCGCCAUAAAGUCCCUCUUCUCCUCCGCCUCAAAACCCAGCAGCAGCUUCCCCCCUCCACCGCCGCCUCCGAAACCCUCGAAGCCCUCCUCCUCCUUCCCCGAGCUGCGCCGCAGCAAGUCGUUCUCGGCGUCCAAGAACGAGGCUUUAGGCCAGUUCUUCGAGCCCCAGAGGAAAUCAUGCGAUGUUAGAGUGAGAAACACUCUCUGGACGCUCUUCACCCUCGACGACGACGGCGGCGGUAGUAAGCCCUCCGCCGCCGCCGCUGCUUCCUCCUCUUCUCAUCAAAACGGCAAAAAAAUCGGAUCUUUUUCAGCGGAGAAGCCCGUUUUCGAGGAGACCGAGAAUGAUGAUGAUUUCAGAGACUCAGAAUAUGCAGAAAUAGAUGAGAUACAGUCUGUCAGAGAAUCCCAUUUAGAAAAUUCAAGAAACGAGGUUGAAUUCGAGGUGAACAGCGCCAAAAUAGUGGAAGAAGAGGCGAAUUUGAAGAUAAAAGAGCACAUUGAUCUUCAGACGCAAGAGAAGAAGAGCUCCAGCGGCGGGUUUUGGGCGGCAGCCUCCGUUUUCAGCAAGAAAUGGCACAAAUGGCGGCGAAAGCAGAAGAUGAAGAAGCAAAACAACGCAACAUUGCCGGUGGAGAAGCCCAUUUCCCGGCAGUACAGGGAGACUCAGUCUGAGAUUGCCGACUACGGGUUUGGGCGGAGAUCCUGCGACACCGAUCCUCGAUUCUCGCUGGAUGCCGGAAGAGUGAGCUUCGAUGAUGCAAGAUACUCCUUUGAUGAGCCUCGAGCAUCAUGGGAUGGUUACUUGAUCGGCAGAAGUUUCCCAAGAAUGGCACCAAUGGUCUCUGUGAUGGAGGAUGCUCCGGCCGCCCGACAAGAUAUGCAGAUUCCAGUGGAGGAUGUCCCCGGUGGAACAAUGCAGACUAAGGAGUAUUACUCGGAUUCCUCAUCGUCUAGGAGGAGGAAGAGUCUUGAUAGGUCGAGUUCCAUUAGGAAGGCUGAGGCCUCUGUUGAUGAGCUUAAGAUGGUGUCUAAUGCCAAGGUCUCGCCCACAACUGCGGAUUCUUUCCAUGGUGCCAAAGUUGUGGGGGAGAGAGAGUUGAGCUUGCAGCAGCAUUGUUUAAGAGAUGAGUGUUUAGAGAGUUGUGAAUUGGGUAGUGGUUAUAGGGAUUAUAGCAGCAAUUCUUUGAUAGGGGGCGGGGGUGGUGAGAGGAAGGAGUCGAAGAAGUCGUCUAGGAGGUGGAGUUGGAGGAUAUGGGGGUUUAUACAUAGGCGUAGUAAGGAUGAGGAGGAGGAUAGUAGGGGAAACGGGGUGGAGAGGUCGUUGUCUGUGUCGUGGCAGGACAACGGGGAUGUGGGAGGGCGUUUGAACAUAAACAUGUUUAGAAGCAAUAGCAGCAGGAUUGGUGGGAGUAUGAGGAAAUCGGGGAGGAUGUUGGAGAGGAAUCGCAGUGCUAGGUAUUCGCCUCCGAGCCAUGUUGACAACGGCCUCCUGCGUUUCUACUUGACGCCUAUGAGGAGGAGAGGGGGAGCUCUUGGUAACCACUCGAGGUCCGUCCAGGGGAAAACCUUGUUGUCAAGGAAGGAAGAUCCAGUGGAGUGGAAACGGAAGAAAUGUGGUCAGAAUGGGCAUUACCAAGCCCAGAUUGCAAUGUCAUGUUUACCAGCAUGGAGCCUAGGCGCAGUACUUCUCAAGUCUAACUUGGGGUAUGGGAACCCGAAGCAACCCACCUGGUAUGAGUCAAACCGAAUGAAGCAAUCCGUCUGACCACUACAAGGAUAAGCAGACAACCGAAGCCAAGAAAGAAAAGUGAAUCCCGAAGAUUUGAUGGAAGAAUGUGGAAGAACGGAGAAGGAGCUGGAAGAAUCUGGAAAGGAGGAAGGUUGACUACAGCAUGCAGCUGGAAGAUAUCUCCAAUCGGAUCAAUCAAGGAUUGCGCUAAAAAAGGAAAGAAGAUCUCGAUAAAGAUAUGAAGCUGGCGCAGCUAGGGUUAGCCCUCCACCGUUUGGCAAUAUAAAAGGAUGAAGACGUGCUGCGUGAAAAAACUCUGGCCCCACUGAACUUUUCUUUUACUUAGUUUAUUACUCUAAUUUCUACCGAGUUGUGGCAUCCAAACAAUUUACAUUUCCAGUAUUUUAUCAUUUCCGUUUUCAAUCCGAGUAAGAACAAGAUUAAGGCUCGUGGUCUUAGGUACUAUUUCUUUUAUUCAAGCAUUUCCCUUUUGUUA